UUCGCGGGGAGUGGCGUCAGUGGAGCUGUUCAAAGCGCGGUGGUGCUGGAAAGAAACUCAGCGCCGUCGUCAGCAGUUGCAACGCGGAGCGGAAAAGCGGACAGCGGCGAAGGCGCAACGAAAUCAUUUAUCUGGAAAUAGCGAAAAAUCAAGAACCUCACUUGUUGGAAUCGCCGAAUCGCUCUGCACUAACGAAGCCUCACUACCUUUUGCAUUGCCUUGUGUGGAAUAUUCUGGAUCCCAGGAGGAUUUUUUUUGCCAUCACCAUGAUCAGAUUCAUCAUAAGACUGUAGCACUGCAGACCCCCUCCAAGGAGGGUUGAGGCUGGGCACGGAACCCAUUAUAUCCUGUAUUCAAAAUUGAACACUGUGAAAGAACCAUGUAGUGUACCUUCUACCACCACAGGGGGGCGGGUUAACUUGUGGUUCUUUUUUUAGUGUUUUUUAAAAGGGAAGUUGGUCUAGAAGGUGAGCCAGAAAUGGUCUUGCACACUUCUCCCUACCCCAGUGCCUUCCUCAGCUUCCUGAGCCGUCUGUCUUGGGCCUUUGUUUUCCCUUGCUACUGGCUGUUGGACCGGUUGCUGGCAUCCUGUGUUGCAACAUCACUGGAGAAACGUAGACGCUCCCAGGAUCCCUGCUCGUUCCUGGCACUAGGGGUCCUGAUCUCAACACCUCUCUACCUAGUGCUGCUACUGGCAUCCCUCCCAUUGGCCUUUCUUGGCUUCAUUUUGUGGGCUCCAUUGCAGAGCAUCAGGAACCCGUACAUCUACUCCCACCAGAAACCAGACAAGCAUGCCGAUGAGCAGGGAGGAGUUCCAGGGAAUGAGGCGGCAUUUGCUGAGUGGCGCCCGCAGGGUUGCAGCUUUUGCUUUGGGAGUGCCAAUGUUUGCCUGUUGCCAGACUCACUAGCCCGCUUCAAUAACCUGGCAUAUACUCAACGGCGGGCACGGGAAGUGGGAAAACGGAUCCGAAAUGGUGCCAGUAGACCGCAGAUCAAGAUAUACAUCGACUCGCCCACUAAUACUUCGAUUAGUGCCGCAUCCUUCUGCAGCUUGGCGACUCAGGGCUUUCGUCGCACCUCUUCUCUGGACCAUCGUCCCGAACAUACAGCCACCACUGAAACUGAGACUGAGCCCUUAACAGAGUGUCCCAUCCAUCCCUCAGGAGGUACAAUCAUGGAUUGCCCCAUCCAUAACACUGGAGCCCAGAAUUCCUCUGAGUGUCCCCUUCACCCCAAUGGAGAAGAGCAUGUCCCAGACUGUCCGGUCCAUCAGUUUUCAGACCCACAUGCCUCCAGUGAGUGUCCAGUGCAUAGUAACAGCACCCAAAACUCUGAGGACUGUCCUCUCCAUCCAGCUGGAGUACAGAUCAGCAUUACUUCUCCUGAUCCAGAGCCACCCGAGGCUGAAAAAGGUAGCCAUCAGACCAGGGAGGGAGACACAGGUAGCCUAGAAAGCCGCACUGCCUCUAGGGAAUCCCUGGUACGAUUCCAUGCAGCUGAUGGAGGCAUAUCGCCCAAUAACACCCUUUCACAGCACCGCACCUCAGUCUUCAAAAGACCCGUUGGACGCAAGCGACGUCAUGGUGAUGACGGCUUUGACCACGAGAUCUCUGCCUUCUUCCCUGCCAACCUGGACUUCCUGUGUCUGCAGGAAGUCUUUGACAGGCGGGCUGCAGACAGGCUCAGGAGACAGCUGCACCGCUAUUUCCCCUUCGUUUUGAGCGACGUGGGACGCUAUGGCUGGAAAGGCUGUUGCUCCCAGUUCAAGUUCUUGAACAGCGGGUUGCUGUUGGCCAGUCGCUAUCCCAUUUUGGAUGCCCGUUAUGAGUGCUUUCCUAAUGGGCGCAGUGAGGAUGCUCUGGCUGCUAAGGGAGUUCUUUUUGCCAAGGUGCAGGUGGGAUGCUCUGCUCAGGAACAACAGGUUGUUGGAUAUAUCACAUGUACUCAUUUGCAUGCUAUUGAAGGUGAUUCGUCGGUGCGCUGUGAGCAGUUGGAUAUGUUGCUUGAGUGGGGCGCUGAGUUUAAGAAGGCCACCUUAGGUCCCACCGAUGAGGAGAAAGUUCUGGAAGAUCAGGUGGCCUUUGACGUCAUCCUUGGAGACCUCAAUUUUGACAACUGCUCCUCAGAGGAUAAGCUUGAACAGCAGCACUCCCUGUUCACUCAUUAUAAAGACCCCUGUCGUCUUGGUCCUGGAGAGGACAAACCAUGGGCUUUGGGUACAUUGUUGGACACAAGCGGGCUGUAUGAUGAGGAAGUCAGCUCGCCAGAGAGCUUACAAAAAGUGAUGGAGAAUGAGGAGGGGAGAAAAGAGUACUUGGUUUUCCCUGCCAGCAAGAACCACUGUCCCAGCCAGAAGGGGCGCAAAAUUCCCCUUAAGGGCAAUGGUAGGAGGAUCGACUACAUCUUGUAUAAAGAAGAAGGCCUGCAACAGGACUGGAAAGUGGAUAUAGAAGAGUUUAGCUUCAUCACUCAACUGGCUGGACUGACUGACCACCUCUCAGUGGCCGCAAGACUGGUAGUGUCAACCAGUGAAGAGGAGACUUAGAACCCAGCCGUAAUUCAAAAAAAUCAAUGCCACAGAGAGACCGAGAGAGAGAGAAUUUGAGUGAAAGAAAAAACAGCAGGAAGCAUUAGUCAAGCCUUCCAUCAGAUGAAGGCAGAGUGAUUGAGAGGGUUGAAGAGUCGUAAAAACGAUCGAUGGCUUGAGAUGGAAAGCAAACAGAAAGAGAGAGGAGAGAAAUCAACCAAUCACCAGAAAGCAGUAUGUGAGUGUGUGACAUUCCGGACCAUUUUGUUAAUGCCAUGGACACGACAACAGUCUCACUCUCCAUCUAUCCCUGGACUCUCUAUGUUUACAUCUGAACUCUAUAGAAGAAUAUAAAAGAUUUAACUCACCUUAGCACUUCUAAUGCUUUCCAGUGAGGCUUAUGAAGGGGCAAAGUACAUGUGUGCCAUGACCCGGAGAAUCUUCGAAGGAAAUCUGUUAUAUGGGAAAAUGCCUACGUUGACUGUACUUCUUGUUAAUACGGACAUGGAUGUCUGUUUGUUUAAAGUUAGUCCACCACAAGAGGACAAGACCUCUCCCUUGUCUAUCCCUCAGCUCUUCAAAAGACCUCAGCAAAAAGUGUCUUUCUUUUCUAAAAUCUUUCUAAGGUUUCUAUGGCCUUGUGCCAUCUUUUUAGGGAGUUUAUAUACCGAUAUACAGGUGUAUUGUAUGGCCCCAUACAACACUAAGUUGAUCUCAAACAAUUAAGUGCAGUCCAGAACAUUUCGUUCAUGUUGCAUUGACUGCUGGGACACAGUGACCAAACGCUGAAAUCUGCACACCAUAGGAAAACUCAUCAGUUGGUGGGAAUUUAACCCUUUGGAUGUUCUAAUUGUCGGUAGACGCAUGUUUUCUAAGUGCACUGCCAUAUUGUGGCCUGCAUGUUUGAAGUAAAGUCUGCCAAAAAAAAUGAAAACACACAAGCACCCCCCACCACAAACAACACUUGUUUCCCUAUCGUAGUAUUGUUGUGGCUUCAUUACAGGGACAUAUGAUACCCUGAAAGCCUCCCGUUUCAGUGUUCACUGUUUACAUAUUUGAGCCAAGAUGGUGGUCCCCUGCAAAUGUUUACACGCGUAUUUCAGGCAACAGUACCAAAAAUGGCCGAUCUGAAUCCCCAGUUAAACCCACCGAAACUCUCUCUUCAUCUGUUAACACAGUUGCUUUUAUACUCUCUAAAAUUCUGUUGUUAUAAGUUGUUAUAAUUAUUAAUAUUAUUGGUAUUAUCAUUAUUCUUACUAUUGUUCGUAGAUUUGAAAUUAUGUGAUUUUUUACAAAUGAUUACAUUCCUCAUGAUGUAUUUAUCUGCUUUUUGCUGUGUUAGAGGUUUAUAGCAUCUGUAGUGUAGAGCUCAGCCCUGUUUCGACUGACAGACUAAUUGGCAAAUCAGCAAGCUAAUGAGCAUUGCAAUAUAAUGCUGCGUUUCAAUUAAAAAAGUCUUCCUACUUGGAAAAGUGCAAUGGAAUUCCGCAAACAUGGUGUCACACAGAGCAAUGAACACUGUUAAUAAGCAAUCAUUUGCAUGGAUGAUGCAUCAAUGAGUGCUUUUACAUGCACACCAAGAUGCUACCAAAAAUCAGCUGUCUGUCAACGCAAGAAAACCGCAUGCACGUGAGACUUGAAAUCAUUGGUUUGUUCUCUGCUUUUGGAUCUCAAAAUGUAAACAGGCAUGUGCACAACAUUUGCACGCUUUGGAAAUGCCAGUAAAUGUGUUUACAUGCAACGAACAAUCAGGGUAAUGUGCAAAAAUCAACAUGUAAUGUUUUUUCUUAAACCGUUUGUGACCUUACCCUGAUAAAGAAAAAACGUUUAAUCGUACAUUGUCAGCUUAUUUAGCAUAAUCGGUGAAUGUAAACACGCUCAAUGAGUAUGAGUUCCAACAUAUAAGGGAUCGUGUAGAAUUAGCUGGUUAUUACCGCAAAAUAAACCCUGUCUGAGUGAUCAGGACUUUUGUCAGAUCUUGUAUCAUCUUAAAUGUUAUCAAAUAAAUGGACAUAAUUGUUAAAAUGGUAAUAAAAUUUAAAUUACUUUAUUAUAUGAGAAUAAAGAAGCCACAUAGUGCAAUAUUAUACAUGAAAGUAGCACAGCUAUAUAGAAAAUUGGUUUCCCAGGGACAACAAGCAUUAAUCAUUAUACAAAAAUAUUUUACUAUGGAAUAACCAAUCAGAAUUAAGUAUUCCAAAGAGCUGUGUAAUUAUACAUAGUAAUAAAGCCUGUUUAGCAAACGUUUAUACAGACAUGUGUGUAACACAGGGUGAUAGUCAAACACCUGUAAAACAAAUGCUGGGAUGACCAUUUUAUCAUCAUAUUAUGAGAAUUGGAUCAACUUUGUGGUUAAAAGUCGGAGAUAUUAAGUAGGAAUAUCUCACAAUUAACUUUGGUUGGAAUGCAGCAUUAAUCCAGAUCCAGUCAGCAAGCCCCCACCUGGUACUAAUUUAUAAUCUCACUUAUCAUUCUUGGAUCAGGUCAAUGUGGCAUAAUAAGCCUUUUUCAGAUCCACCAAUACACAAGCUAAAAAGGGAUUGUGGGAUGGUAGAAGACAAUUUUAUCUCUGGGUAGUGGUAGCCCUAUUCAUAAACUGCCAUCCUCUUCAAAGAUACUGUAUGUAAUCUCUAGAUGAAUCAGAGGUCAAGGGUCAAACAGGGAGAGCUGUAGUAACGAUGCAUGCAGUGAAAUAAUGAAGCUUCACAAAUUCUCAGUAAGAUCUUACUGUUAUCUAUAUAUUGUUUUCAAGGCUAUAUACUUUUUGUUGUUGUUUUUAUUUUGUUUUUUCUUUGUUAAUCUUGAGGAAUGCUGCUUAAUGCAAGCUUUCGGCUGGCCAGGUACUUAAGGGGGAUAUGGUAAGGGAAAAGCUUUCUCUAUGUCAGCUCUUUAUAAAUACAUUUUGGUUCUGCUUUUAUUAAAAAAAAAAUCCCUCUUUGAUUCAAAGUUUGUGUGUUUACUAAUUCAUUUGGAGCCAAGGACUGAAACUUGCUAUGUAUCAAUUGGCACAAUGCCCUGAUUGUAUUCGAUCAGUUUGGUCACAGCACUGCCUACUGGCCAAAGUACAUAAAAUAUGGCCAAUAAUAAUCACCACUUUGGAGUCUAGUUCUUUGCUCUUUUCAUUUCUGUGGCACUGCAGAAUACUAUUAUGAACAGUUUUUCAAUGUCUGCCAUACGGCUUUCUGCCAUGUUAUUUUCACCAAAACUUUUUGGGGCAUUAGCACUGUUCUGCAGGAAAAAUGUAGUAUGUGAUAAUGCUUUAAAUAAUGGUAAAUUACUAAGGCUUUGAACCACUUUUCAUAAAUUUACAAUCAGGAGUGUUAUGAAGAAACAUACAGUAUCUAAUAAACCUUACAUUGUGCCAUUGGGGUUCCUGUCCCCCAUAGUAAUUUCUACUCUCAACUAUUUAUAAGUGUGAUUAGAAGUGUUGUUUCACGUUAUACACUGUGGAAUUUACCACUGGUUAACUCUAUACACAGUUUACUAUUGAUAGGUUUUGCUUUGUAAUGGCUAACAUUUUAGAAUCAGAUUGUUUGAGAAUAACAUAAUCUAAAGUGACGGCAUACACUGUUCCUUUGAGAAAGACCCAAAUGCUUAACAUGAAUUUUAAAAUGGAAAGAUAGUUCCAUGAAAGACAUGUGAGCCUGUAUAAGAAAGUCUUAUCCAAAACUUUCAUUUUGCACAUUCUGUUCAUUUUAGAAAAUUCCACAGGAAGCAGAAGUUACAAGGUAGAAUGCCACAUCACAACAGCAUUCGUCUAAGUAAUUUAUAUAAUUCUUCAAAAGCAAAAAUUAUUUCAGAUGUCCUGUAAUAGAAGGUAAUGAAUUUUGAUGUUAGGAUGGUUGGGUAUGCACUUGGUUUAUAUAUAUAUAUAUACACACAGUAUACACUCACUGAGCACUUUCUUAGAAUACUUAUUAUCUAAUCAGCUAAUCUUGUGGCAGCAGUGCAAUGCAUUAAAUCAUGCAGAUACAGGUCAGGAGCUUUACUUAAUGUUCACAUCAACCACAAGAAUAAGGAAAAAAUGUGGUCUCAGUGAUUUCGGCCGUGGCAUUGUAGGUGCCAGACAGGCUGAUUUGAGUAUUUUUUUAACUGCUCCUGGAAUCUCCUGGAAUUUUCACACACAAGUCUAGAGUUUACUCAGAAUGGUGCCAAAACCAAAAAACAUCCAUUGAGUGGCACUUCUACAGAUGGAAAUGCCUUAUUGAUGAGAGAGUUCAAUGGAGAAUAGCCAGACUGGUUCAAACAGACAGAAAGGCUAUGUUAACUCAGAUAAUCACUCUGUACAAUUGUAGUGAGCAGAAUAGCAUGACACGUUGAAACUUGAAGUAGAUAAGCUACAAAAGCAGAAGACCAC
Molecule: messenger RNA, 6884 nt
Organism: Xyrauchen texanus (razorback sucker)
Lineage: Eukaryota; Metazoa; Chordata; Actinopteri; Cypriniformes; Catostomidae
Gene: smpd3
Product: sphingomyelin phosphodiesterase 3
Exons: 8
Coding region: 479-2545 (688 amino acids)
Biological process (GO): sphingomyelin metabolic process
Cellular component (GO): extracellular region; cytoplasm
Molecular function (GO): sphingomyelin phosphodiesterase activity
Source: RefSeq, a predicted model, not a curated record